Molecule: messenger RNA, 4749 nt
Organism: Galendromus occidentalis (western predatory mite)
Lineage: Eukaryota; Metazoa; Arthropoda; Arachnida; Mesostigmata; Phytoseiidae
Gene: Gcn2
Product: eukaryotic translation initiation factor 2 alpha kinase Gcn2
Exons: 5
Coding region: 1-4749 (1582 amino acids)
Biological process (GO): regulation of translational initiation by eIF2 alpha phosphorylation; DNA damage checkpoint signaling
Cellular component (GO): nucleus; cytoplasm
Molecular function (GO): eukaryotic translation initiation factor 2alpha kinase activity; ATP binding; protein binding
Source: RefSeq, a predicted model, not a curated record
AUGUCUAAUGACUACCCCACCCGUCAAGAGGAGGAACUCGAGGUGCUCAAAUCCAUUUACCAGGGGGACAUAGUCGAUUUACGCUCGAAGAAAAUCGCUUGGAAGGUAUGGCAACCUGUCGACGUGAAGAUCCAACUUCGUCCUCAAGAAUCCAUGACUUCGCACACGGCUUACGCAGAGCUCACGCUGCGUGUGCUGUGUGGGCCCAAGUACCCGGACACGGUUCCUUCUGUGGAAAUUCUCGACAGCACAAACGUGCCCUCAAAUUCAGUAAACGACUUGCUCACAGAACUCAAAAAACUGGCCGAGAGUCUGAAGGGCGAGGUCAUGGUUUUGAAUCUGUGCCAACACGUCCAGGAGUUCCUCGUUCCCUUCAAUAUGCCAACUGUAUCGAUCUACGAUGAGAUGAUCCAGAACAAGAGGAAGCUUCAAGAGGAACGAGAACUGAAGCAGAAAACCCUCCAGGCGAAGAAGGAAGAAGAGGAAGAAAAGCAACGAUUGGAGCUUGCUCGAGAGAUCCGGGCGAAACAGGAACAGCUGAAAGAAGAGGCUCGUCGAAGGAGAGCGAACUCGAUCGGCCAGAACGAUUUGCGACUCAGCUACUCCUCCGAUAAGAGUCCCGACGACUCCGAAUCGAGUGUUUCUUGUAAAGGACACAAAUCAUUACAAAUCAAAAUCACAAUCAACGGUAAAGAGAGGCUCCUCCAGAGAGGGAAGUGCAUCGGACACUCGUCGAGAGGCAACGUAACGUACACGGCUAUGGAGGUUUCUUCUGGAGAGAUCUUCUGCCUACGAGAAUGGGUUUUCUCGCUGAAAGGUGGGCGCUUGCGUUCUUUUCACUCAAACCCAUCCGAUCAGAAAUUUAUAAUACACGUGGAAUCGCAAUUCGGAAAACUCUGUCGAGUACAACAUCCGAAUCUCAUUCGCUUCUACGGAAUCCUCGAAGAAUCUCAGAAAGACAAAGUUUCCAUAUCGAUAGUCCAGGAGAUGCUAACAGCUCACGCACCACUGACGCUCCACACGUCGAGAGGCGUUGCGCUGGAUCUACAGGUGCUUCGCCUUUACUGCCAGGACAUUCUCAGUGCUAUAUUUCACCUCCACCAGAACGAUCUCAUUCAUGGCGAUCUGAGAGUAGGAAAUGUUUUCGUCAACCAGAAAGGAAGCUUGAAAACAGGGAAUUUCGGUGUCGUGAAGAACCUCCAUGAGGCAAUGAGGAUCUCACAGGGCCGUGACGAGGCGAAAUACGCGAAAAUUCGAAAGUCCGACGCAAAGAAAUUCGAUGUAUUCCAGCUCGGAGUGCUGAUUCUGUCUCUCGCUAAAGGAUCGAAGAUUAGCGAAGAGGCCGCCAAAGUUCCAUCUUCGUUACCGAGCGAUUUCCAGGACUUCCUUCAGAAAUGUCUCGCCGUGAACGAAGCUGAGCGUUGGGACAUCGAACAGCUGUUACAACACAGAUUCAUCACGCAGAAAAUCGCAUAUCGGAAAUCGCUGCAGCUUUCCAGUCAAGCGACGAGCGAUUCCAACAUCGAGUCCCUCGAGAGCAGCGAUGAGGCUCUCGAGCCGGAGAGCAAUGGCGCCGAUCGAAUGCUCACGUCGUACAACCGUCUCUCGUCCACGAGCCGGCUGAAGACAGAGUUCGAGAUUUUGAAGUUUCUGGGUAGCGGAGGCUUCGGUUCUGUGAUAAAGGUACGCAAUAAACUCGACAGUCGCGUCUACGCCAUCAAACAAAUCCCCCUGGAUACGAAGCACAAGAGCUUGCAUCGCCGUAUCACCAGAGAAGUGAUGCUCUUGUCGAGACUGAAUCACGAAAACGUGGUCCGAUAUUAUAACUCCUGGAUCGAGGUAGCAGACAUUCAGAAGGUCUGUGAGGACGUGCCGCUUUCGGCCUCACCCCGCAAGUCUCAGUCGCUCUCAUGUGUUCUGAAGCAGACCCUGCUCGAGCUCGAAGCUCCCGCGUUCGUUGAAGGCACCACGGAAUGGAGCGUGUCGUUGAGUCACGUCGUGGAGAACGAGCACGAUGAAUCGUCCGAUUCGUCCGAGGACAACGAGCUGUUCAACCUCGGACCAAAAUCAGAUUCGAGCAUCAAGUUCGAGCGCGCCAGCGGUCUUUCGUCGUUCGAGGACGAGGAAGAUCAGAAGCCCGAGAGCUCGCGGCCAGCGUCGUCGACGCACCAGAUCCAAUUCAUGUUCAUACAGAUGGAGUUCUGUGAGAAGCAAACGUUGAGGAACGCCAUCGAUGCCGACCUCCACAGAGAGACCGACCGCAUGUGGAGACUGUUCCGCGAGAUAAUUGAGGGUUUGGUCCACAUCCACCAGCAGGGGAUGAUCCACAGAGAUCUGAAACCGGUGAAUAUAUUCUUGGACGUGCACGACAGGGCGAAAAUCGGCGAUUUCGGUCUGGCCACCACAACGCCGUUCUCGAAGCACGACGUGCCCGGAGGGGCGAAGUCUCCGGACAUGUCGGGUCCCCACGCAGGGAAAACCGGGAUGGUGGGAACGUUCCUUUACACGGCACCCGAGUCGAGCAGCGACCGGGUCUAUUCGCAGAAGGUGGACAUAUACUCUCUCGGGGUGAUAUUUUUCGAGAUGUCGUAUCCUUGUCAAACCAAAAUGGAGAGGGCCCGGAACCUGACCAAUAUCAGAGAUCCGGAAAUAAAACUCCCAGACAACGCAGAGGAUUACCUCAGUCAACAACAGAUCCACCUGCUGAGAUGGCUUCUGCAACACGACCCUCUGAAGCGGCCAUCGUCGUCCGAUCUGCUAGCCUCGGAGUAUCUCCCACCGCCAGUCAUCGAGGAAGCGGAACUCAAUGAAAUGCUGCGACAAACGGUCUCCAAUCCCCGGAGCAAACUAUACAAACGGCUACUUGGAUCGUUGUUCCAGCAAGAAUGGAACUACACCGACGAGUACUUGUACGACAACGACGACGUACGCGAAACGGAUUGUUACAUUAGGUACUCGAUGUAUUUCUCAUUUAUCAGAGAGCGCCUCGAGACGAUAAUGAAGCUGCACGGUGCUCAGAAUAUUUAUGUUCCUCUGCUGUCGCCGCAAUGCAACCUCUACGACAACGAGGACAAUGUUUCGUGUCUCAUGGACCAGGAUGGCUGUCUGGUACACCUGCCCAGAGAUUCACGCGUUCCGUUCGCGCGUUUCGUCGCACGAAAAGGUCUGUCCUUCGUCAAACGCUACAUUAUCGAUCGCGUGUACCGCUCAAAGAGAGUCUACAGAUGUCAUCCGAAGAUGUUCUUCGAAUGCAGCUUCGAUAUCAUCGCCACGAGCGCCUCCGACGACAGCAAGCUUCAUCAAGCCGAAGUUUUGUCGGUCGUCGAUGAAGUGCUUUCAAAGUUCGCCUUCAUGGAGAACCCCGAAUGCGCACCUAAACUCUUGUUGAAUCAUUUCGGUCUUCUCAGAGCGCUCCUGCUUUACACAGGGGUGGGCGACGAGAGCAAACAGGAGAAAGUUGUGAAAGUCUUGAGGGGAUCGCGUCAAAUGUCUAAACUUCACCUGCAGAAUCGCCUGGCCGAUCUCUCGCUGUCGGAAAAUACCAUCAAUCUACUUCUACAGUUUUGCGAUGUUGAGGACUCGCUGCCCGCCGUGCAGGCGUUCUACGCGCGGAUCCUCCACGGGAGAACUCCCGCGAGCAAAGUCGCUGCCGAAGCUUUCGAAGAGCUGGAUGCGAUCAGAGUUUUUCUUGAAAGCAUCUCGUUCUCGCGACCUUGGUUCAUCGUGCCUUGCCUCGUGCACGAUUACAACGUCAACAUUAGCGGUCUGACGUUCGAAGUUGUUCGGACCGUGUCGAAAAAAUCCAAAACUAAAAAAUUCCUGGAAAUUUUGUGUAGAGGCGGUCGCUACGAUAACAUCGUCAACAGCUUCAGGAAAGGCGCCGAUAGACAGGAACAACUGCUUGUGUACAAAGCGGUUGGCGUAAGCUUCAGCGUCGACAAUUUCGUGAGGCUCGCCACCGAGUACGACAAAACAUCGUACGUUGAUUCGGUUCUGUGCUCGACAGGACACGACCCCAUGAACAUCGAGCGCUUCGAGCUCCUCCGAUCUCUGUGGACAAAUAACUUGAGCUGUACAACCAUGAAUCCAGCCCUGAGCGUUGAAGAGGUUUCUCAGCAGUGUCGAGACACUAACGUGAAUCUGGUUCUUCUGCUGAAAGAUACCGAGCCGGGUAUGGUGAAAGUCCGCAGUUUCGAGAAAUAUAAAUACGGCGAGGAGAGGAUUCCCAUCUCCACAGCGGCGAAGGCGAUCACCGCCAAGCUCGAGAAAACAGAGAAAUCCGAAACGCAGGGAAACUCAAAAGAGAACGUCAGCUUGAACAAGAAGGAAGACAGGCCCUUCACUGUUGAGAGUUUGAUAAAAGUUAAUAUUCUAUCCCAGGAGAAGCUGAGCGCUCUCCAGAGGAAGCGGGUGGAGAAUCACGUCGUCACGGUUCUGAAAGGCACCCUCUUCAGGUGCAUCAACGACAAACUUUUCGUCGAGGUGAUCGUUGUGGACAUGGACAUCCAUCAUGUACGCAAUUUCGUGGUUAGCCUGAACGUCGAGAGCGACGAGAAAGCAUUCAGCGCGAGCGUCAAAGACCUCCUAGAAAGGACCGAUUCGUCCUCAACGAAAGCGUACUACGGGUCUAUAUGCGACAAAAUCCGGGAACUAACGUUUGAAUCGAGUCUUUGUGCUGCGUUCGUUGUGUUCGGACGCAAAGACAAUGCAUUCAAAAUUGUCCUCUGCCCUGCCAACUGCAAACUCUGA